This is a messenger RNA of Syzygium oleosum, 892 nucleotides long. Its product is annotated as protein PHLOEM PROTEIN 2-LIKE A1-like. The record is from RefSeq and is a predicted model, not a curated record. Bases 76 to 774 code for a protein of 232 amino acids. The transcript is spliced from 3 exons. NCBI's taxonomy places the organism in Eukaryota, Viridiplantae, Streptophyta, Magnoliopsida, Myrtales, Myrtaceae.
CUCUCUCUCUCUCUCUCUCUCUCUCUCUCUCUCUCUCUACACCCUUAACAGGAGCAACAUUGGCUAUCUCCCGACAUGGAAGCUGAAGCUGAGAUCCAUGAAGAAGCCAAAGAGAUGGGUUCACAGACGCCUAAGCAAACAGGGAAGGCAAGAGUAACAAGACCUCCGCACAAUUACGUGGCCAUCGUGAAAGCUUCUGUCGUGCCCAUUCAAACUUUCCCUCUCGACAAGCUCUGCGAUCAGCUCUACGACGGAGUGUUUCUGCAGCAAGAGGGGAAGAGAUUGCGGAAGUACUGGGUCGACAGGCAUCUGAACAAGAAUUGCUUCAUGGUGCUUGCGAGGGAGCUUGCAAUUACAUGGGGCGACACCCGCCAGUACUGGCAAUGGAAGAUCGUCAAAGAGUCCGGUAAUGUGGAUGUUGAGGAAGCUGAGCUGAGAAACGUGUGCUGGCUGGAAAUCACUGGGAAGUUCCGAACGGUCGUGCUCUCACCGAACACCUUGUAUGAAGUCUCGUUGGUGGCAUCAAUGGCUGAGUCAAGUUGGGGUUGGAGCGUUCCUGUGAAGCUCCACAUUACUUUACCGGAUGAGUCGAAAGUGGGGCGCAUGGAGAGUUUGCAGCAAACGCCCCGAGGAAAGCCGGUGAACAUUUUGAUGGGCGAAUUCAUGACGUCGUCCAAAAACAUCGGAGAACUCACAUUCUCUAUAUCCGAAACCAGUUCUAAUUGGAAAAAUGGGCUAGUCGUCAAGGGUGUUGCUUUUCAACCCAAAAACUAAAGUUGAUAGGUGAGGCUUUUGCUAUUAGUUUCUUAUGUUUAAAAAGAAGAAAAGAAAAAAUAAAACCGCCUUGAUUAAUGUAUCGCUGUCACUUGUCUCGACUGCAUAUGUUUGUGGG